GGUUUCUGUUAUGUCAACGUCAUAUGUCAUGUGUUGUUGGCAGUUUUGUCAACACGUAUUUCACUAUUCUCUAAAGAGUUUAAUUUUCCAUUGCAAUAAUUAGUUCACAUAUAAAUUGAAAUAGCUAGAAAUAUUCACAUAAAAUACAAUGGCUACAAGUGACAGUGAGGACUUUGAAAGUGCAGAUGAAGGUCAUGGGAGUCCAGACAAGAAGGAAAGAAAGAAACGCUUGUCCUCUUCAAAUUACAGUGACAACGCAUUAGAAACUGAACAAAAAGCUUCGAAUACACCAAAAAAAUCCAGUAAUGUUAAAAAUGUUGAGGAAAAUGUGAAAGAAACUGAUGGUUGGGAUGAUUUUGACAUAGAUGACACUGAACCGGUACCCGCACCUGCUAAGAGCAAUGUACAGAAACAGAAUAAAACGGUUGAAGAUAAACCUAGUACUGAUAAAGAAAUUAAAAAGUCCCAGGAUACCGGCUGGGAUGACUUCGAUGACUGGGGCGAAGAUGACACAGCUAAUACUGCAGAAAAGCCAGAAUCAAAACCAAUUCAGUCUAAACCUCAGCCAGCUCAAAGUCAGAAACCGGAGCCUAACAUCCAGGAGGUUACAGACAGAUUGGCUGCAGCUUCUACUGGUGGCAGUGGGUGGGGAUGGGGCUGGAGUGUGGACUCCUUGCUGAGCAGCGCUACUGCUGGUAUCAGUACCAUUACCAGUCAAGUUUCACAGGGUAUAUCAACUGUCCUAGAAACAGGCAUAGGUGCUCCUGAUCCAGAAGAAUUAGCCAGAAGAUCAGUAAAGACUAAUGAGACCAAGACAGAUAGGCCUGAGCCAGCAUCUGAAGCGGACAAGAGAUCUGAAGAGGGAAGUGCACAGGAAGCAAGUCCUGGAGAUGCUGCAUUCCCAUUUGGAAGUCUGAUAUCUGGUGUUACCAAGUUUGUCGAGACUACUGGUACAAAAGUAAUACACGGCGGUCUAGAUACCUUAGAAACUAUUGGCAAGAAGACAAUGGAAGUUCUGCAAGAUGGUGACCCUGGCCUGGCCAAGAAACGGGCCAUGCUUGGAUUGGGAACUGGUGAUAAGCCAGUUCUCUCUCAAGUGCUUAGGGAGGCUAAAGCCAAGGCUGAGGAGGAAGAUAAAGUGAGAGAAGAAAAGAGGGAGGCUAAGGAAGUGCAUUAUGAGAACCUCUUUGAUGAUUUUGAAGGACUAGUACACCUAGAAGCGCUGGAGAUGUUGUCUAGACAGGUCAGUAUGCGCAUAGAGGAACGGAUACGCAGUGUCGAUGUGGACAAGAGACAGGACAUCAAGGAAACACUGCAGCAAGUUGCUGAACUAUGUGAAAUGCCCGAAGAAGAUGAUGAUGAUGACGAGGAAUCUCCAAGCGAAGAUCUGUCCAAGCCGGACGCCUUCCACGAAAGGCUGCAGACUGCUACACAGGAUCUAGGGCUGAAACUCCAAUUCCAGGCUUUGGUCAAUCAAUACACAGACGUCCUAACGUACCUAUCGUCACCGGAUUCAGAAUCAGUGAAGGCAGUAUACAAGAGAGCGGUGUCCAGUCUAGCCCAGGGUACUGCUUUGGCAGUGGAACAGUACCACAAAGCUGCGGAGAUGCUUCUCGUCAAGACUCGAAGGUCCACCGCUGAUGAGGCCGAUGCGUUGACACAAAUGACAGUGGUGUUAACAAAACACAUCAGUGAGCUGGCAACACUAUUCACUGAGAAACUAAACGCAUUGCCAUCUGACAAUAAGGAACAAGUUAACACAUACAUCACUAAUAUCUUCCUAGAGGCUGGCAACAGUUCGACUUACAUCCAAAACGCGUUCCAGUUGGCGUUACCUAUACUACAGAUAGGUGCUGUGUAGAUUAAAACAAUUUUUGUAUAAUUAGACACUGAUCAAAAAUUUUACCUAUU
Molecule: messenger RNA, 1911 nt
Organism: Spodoptera exigua (beet armyworm)
Lineage: Eukaryota; Metazoa; Arthropoda; Insecta; Lepidoptera; Noctuidae
Source: the annotation of a GenBank genome assembly